AUGCACCUUGAUUCACUCCGCCGGGCCACGUUUCCAUCGAGAAAUCGAGCUGACCAUCUCCUCCAUCCAGCCGGGUCCAUCCUCAUGCACUCUCCGGGUAAUCCGACCACCUCUCUGCCCAUAGUCAACGGUCAUGGCUCUCCCUUAGCACACAAUGUGACCAACGCCGACGACGAAGACGCACCCAGCGAAAGCGAACUGUCCGACCCCACGAACCGUGCCGCCGCAGCUCUAUCGCCAUCCAGCGAUGCCCAGAGUCCCGUACAAGAUGAGGAUAACGAGGUAGAAGCGCUGUCGGACUCGUCCCACAGCGAAGAUGCGGAGGGCUCAGAAGACGGAGACUACGAGUCGGAGACGCCGCCUGUCCAGUCAGACAACGAAGAAGUUGAUCGGUCAUCAUCGGAGGACUCGCAGAGACCCCGGAAACGGAAAGCUAGUGUUGAAGAUGAUGAGUACAUAAACCAGAAUCCAGAGCUCUACGGUCUCAGGAGAAGCGGCCGCGCUCGCGCAAACCGUCGCGUGAUUGACAGCAGCUCCGAGGAAGAUGACUCUGAUUCCGAUGCUGUCAAUUCCCGCCGGAAGAAGCGGAGAACAACUGCUCCUGCUAGAGGCUCUCGUCGCCCCUCGCCGGACCCUCCCUCACCUUCUGGGUCGGAGUCUGACUCUGACGCUUACGUUGGCGGUCGCCGUCAAGUUCCCACCAAGAAACAACGAAGACACCGACACUUGGUGGCCUCAGGACGAGCACCACCUUCGCAGGCCGAAGUUCGUUUCUCAACGCGUAAUGCCGCGAAGGUCACGAGUUAUAACGAGGAUGACGACGACAUGUUCAGCGAGGAAUCAGAGGAGAUGACGCCCAAUUACUGGGUCGCUACCGAGGAGGAUGACAGUCCGCAGAUUGACAGAAUCAUCCUCCAUCGGCGAAGAGAAGAAUCCGAUGGAGAGAUGAACAGCCUGACGAAAUAUGAUUUCGAGUACCUGAUCAAAUGGGUUGGCAAGGCUCCCUUUCACGCAACGUAUGAGGAGUUCAACUCGCUGGCCGGAUACAAAGGGUUCAGGAAAGUCGAGAACUACUUUCGCAAGAUCGUCCUGGAAGAGAUCAUGAUAAUGGGUGACCCCGAGGUUCCUUCCGAAGAGAAGGAGAAGUGGAACCUCGACCGUGAGAAGGUCGAAGACCUUCACGCGGAUUCACAGCACGUUGAACGUGUCAUCGCUUCCCAGGAGGGUGAGGAGGAAACGGAAUACCUCGUGAAAUGGAGAGCUCUCCCGUACGAGGAAUCUACUUGGGAGCCGGCCUCAUUGGUCGGUCAGCUUGCACAAGAGCAGAUUGACCGGUACCUCGACAGAUCCUCGAAAGUUCCCGUCUCCGACAAGCGUGAGUCCAGCAUCGCCACGCGUCGGAAGUACGUCGCUAUUCGCGAGCAACCCGAUUACAUUAAGUUCGGCCAGCUCAGAGACUUCCAAUUGAGAGGUGUGAGCUUCUUGGCGUACCACUGGUGCAAAGGAGAAAAUGCCAUUCUUGCCGACGAAAUGGGUCUUGGCAAGACGGUGCAAACAGUGUCCUUCAUGAACUGGUUGCGACAUGAUCGUAACCAACAAGGGCCGUUUGUGGUAGUCGUCCCACUCUCAACCCUGCCUGCAUGGGCGGAGACCUUCGACAACUGGGCACCUGACAUAAACUAUGUUGUCUACAACGGCAACGAAGCCUCUCGGAAGAUCAUCCGCGAGUACGAAAUGCUGGUCGACGGCAACCCCAAGAGGACUAAGUUCCAUGUGCUCCUGACGACGUAUGAGUUCGUUCUUGCCGACUCCGCUUUCCUUUCGCAGAUAAAGUGGCAGUUCAUGGCCGUAGAUGAGGCUCAUCGACUGAAGAACCGUGAGUCUCAGCUAUACGCCAAGCUGAUGGACUUCGGGGCACCAAGUAGACUCCUCAUCACCGGUACCCCCAUGCAAAACACAUUGGGCGAGCUCUCUGCCCUGAUGGACUUUAUCAUGCCCGGGAUGAUCGAAGUCGAUGAGAACAUUGACCUGCAGUCAGAAUCUGCCAGUCAGAAGAUUGCCGAGCUCACUAAUGCAAUCAGCCCGUACAUGAUUCGCCGGACCAAGCAGAAGGUAGAGAACGACUUGCCGCCUAAGACCGAGAAGAUCAUUCGCGUCGAACUCUCUGAUCUCCAACUCGAGUAUUACAAAAACAUCCUGACCAGGAACUAUGCCGCCCUGAAUGCAAGUGCCAAGGGCCCAAAGCAGUCACUACUCAACAUCAUGAUGGAAUUGAAGAAGGCCAGCAACCAUCCUUACAUGUUUGCUGGUGCUGAGGAACGCAUGCUUGCAGGUAACUACCGCCGGGAAGAGCAACUCAAGGCGCUUGUUACAAGCAGUGGUAAGAUGAUGCUUCUCGACCGUUUGUUGACGAAGUUGAAGAAAGAUAAUCACCGUGUCCUGAUCUUCAGUCAGAUGGUCAAGAUGCUGGACAUUCUCGGUGAUUAUCUGCAGCUUCGCGGAUAUCAAUUCCAGAGGCUGGACGGUACCAUCACCUCCGGCCAAAGACGGCAGGCUAUCGACCACUUCAAUGCUUUUCAGAGUCAGGAUUUCUGUUUUUUGCUCUCCACCAGAGCUGGUGGCCUUGGCAUCAACCUGAUGACAGCUGAUACUGUCAUUUUAUUCGACUCCGACUGGAAUCCUCAGGCUGACCUUCAGGCUAUGGCUCGUGCUCACCGUAUCGGUCAGAAGAACCCCGUCACGGUGUACCGACUUGUGUCGAAGGACACUGUUGAAGAGGAAGUUCUCGAGCGAGCACGCAACAAGCUCAUGCUCGAAUACAUCACCAUUCAGCGCGCCGUCACAGACAAGGGCGACAAAGAGGCUUUCGAUCGAGCUGCUAGGGCUGUCGCAGAGCCGACUUCAUCUGACGACAUCAACCGCAUCCUCAAGAAACGUGGUCAGAAGAUGUUCGAGCAAACUGGAAACCAGAGGAAACUGGAAGAGCUUGACAUUGACGCCGUCUUGGAGAAUGCCGAGGAGCACAAAACAGAACAGCCUGAGGGCAUCACCACUGACGGUGGCGAGGAGUUCCUUAAGAGCUUUGAGUACACUGAUGUCAAGCUCGACCUUGAGUGGGACGACAUCAUUCCCAAAGACCAACUUGAGGAGCUCAAAGCGGAGGAGAAGCGCAAGCAAGACGAAGAGUUUCUCGCCAAGGAAAUCGAGCAGAGCCAGCCUAGGAAGCGUAAGGCGCCCGACGAGGAGCGUGAGCAACGCGCUGCCAAGAAGCGAGCUCGCCAGGCUGCUCAAGAGGCUGCAGAAGCUGCUCAAUCGGGUGAUGAAUCCAGCCCUGACGACGAUCCGAAACGGCCUUUGUCUGAGAAAGAGAUUCGAAACCUCAUCCGAGCGCACGAGAAAUUCGGAUCCAUUGAGGAACGUGGCGAUGAAAUGAUCAAGGAAGCCAGGUUGACAAAUCGCGACAGAGAUGUUGUGAAGGCAACCUUGAAAGAAGUGAUGGACCACUGCCGAGAUCUGUUGAGGGAAGAACAAGCAAAGAACGAGGCGAUGGCACGUGAAAACAAUAAGAUCCUUACCAAGAAGGAUAAGAAGGCCAUCCUGUUCGACUGGAAGGGCGUGAAGAGACUCAAUGCCGAGACGAUCUUGGAGCGGCCAAACGAGAUGAGACUCAUCAAAGAGGCUGUUGCUGCAGCUUCUGACUGGCGCAACCUCCGGCUUCCAGAGGCUUCGAAACCUGCCCACUACACGUGUCCCUGGGGUGCACGGGAGGAUGGAAUGCUUGCGGUUGGGAUUUCCAGACAUGGCUAUGGCUCGUGGGUCGCCAUUCGCGAUGAUGCAGAGCUUGGCAUGCAAGACAAAUUCUUCUUGGAGGAGCACCGCGUGGAUAAGAAAGAGGAGCGGAGCAAAGCCGAAGACAAGAACGCCAAAUCACCAGGCGCGGUCCACCUUGUUCGCCGAGCCAAUUACCUCAUCAGCGUCCUGAAGGAUAAGGCUUCCAACGGCACAAACGCUGCGGCGAAGAGAGCUUUGGAUAACCAUCAUCGCAACAACAAGAAGUGGAGCGCUUCGCGUCGUCCAGAGAAGCAAGGAAGUGCUUCUGCCAGUCCUGGUCCUGCCAACAUGCGCAAGGUCAACCGCGAGCAAGACAGGGCUCGUCACCGCACCCAGAGCCACAGCGAGCAUCGUCACGAGCAUCGUCACAAUGAACACCGGCACGGCGAGCACCGUCACGGCGAGCACCGUCACGGCGAGCAUCGUCAUAGUUUGGAUCGUCGUUCAGAGAAGCCCGACCGAAACGGGACUCCUGAAAUCCGCCGCAAGGCCAGUGGUGAGCUUGAUGACAAGCACAAGUCGAAAAACAAGCACCACCGGCCUGACGAGCGACCUCGGAACUCCAGCGAGAGUCACCAUCGUCGCGAAUCAAGCGCCUUGAAUGGUCAUUCCGGUCGUGACAUGCAGUCGGCGAAGAUGCUCAAGCCUGUGCAAGAGAACCUCGAUGCGCUUGUCAAGUGUACAUCAGUCAAGAUGCCUGACCGUGUGGAAAGGUCUUUGUCGUUGAAGAAGGAGUUCAAGAAGGUCGGACAAUUCAUUUCAGUGGGCUUGCGGGACAGAGCGAGCCCAACGGAAAAGGCUCGUUUAUGGGAUUUCAUUGCCAACAACUUCUGGCCCAGCAAGGGUGUGGAAGGCUCGAAGCUGAAUGACAUGUAUCAAAAGAUAAAAAUAUCCGAAGACAAGGCCAAGACGACGGGUGGCGAGCACGACAAGACCAAGGUCGACGGUCAAAACUCCAAGGCGGGCGGCAAGCCGGAGCCAAAGGGCAGGGGUGAGCCUGGGUCUCAAGAAAAGGGGCAAGGCGCGAGUACGGAGCAGUCGAAAGACAAGGUGACGAACGGGGAAGAAACAAAAGCCACGUGA
Molecule: messenger RNA, 4914 nt
Organism: Diplodia corticola
Lineage: Eukaryota; Fungi; Ascomycota; Dothideomycetes; Botryosphaeriales; Botryosphaeriaceae
Product: chromodomain helicase
Exons: 8
Coding region: 1-4914 (1637 amino acids)
Biological process (GO): regulation of transcription by RNA polymerase II; nucleosome organization
Cellular component (GO): nucleus; chromatin
Molecular function (GO): DNA binding; ATP-dependent chromatin remodeler activity; ATP hydrolysis activity
Source: RefSeq, a predicted model, not a curated record